Molecule: messenger RNA, 3043 nt
Organism: Cladocopium goreaui
Lineage: Eukaryota; Dinophyceae; Suessiales; Symbiodiniaceae
Source: the annotation of a GenBank genome assembly
GUUCUGCAUCCUGACGUGGCAGCCUUGAGCGCAUACUUCUUCGCAGUCCUCGUCCGACGCCGUCGAUGCUGUCGAAAAUGUGUACAAACUGCCCAAGCAUCAUCGGGAAACAGCUAGGCAAACGCAUGCGUGUGCUAGCUUCGUUGUCUCGCCAUGGUGGUGAUGUGGCAAGGAUGCUCAGCAGCGUGAGCCCAAAUGGCUCAACCAUGCCGAUCAUGCCGAACAACCUUUUCCCAGCAAGCGGGAUUUUGCCUAACGACCCGCCUGGAGAGGGGCUUGGAGAGAAGCAGCCUUCGCAGCAGGGAAACAGAGUCAAUGCUUUGCCAGUCUCAGACAAAAUGCCUCCUGUGGACCAACUUGCAGAGCAAUCCCUUAGCAACGCAAUGGCCCAGGUUUCGAAGAAGCUGGGCUUAUUCGAACGGGUCCGCCACGUUUGCCAAUCAGAAUCAAUUCCGAUUCCUGGGGUCGUGGUGGUGGGAGAGCAAUCUGCCGGGAAAUCGUCGUUGUUGGAAAACAUCUCCGGGAUUCAGUUUCCCCGGGCGCAGAACACAUGUACAAGGAUGCCCUGUGUUUUGACGUUGCUUACAGAUCCUGCAGUGGAAGAGUCCUAUGCGAUGGUCUCCAUGGACCCCAAUUUUGAAAACGUGAAGAGAUGUUCCAUACCAGAAGUCGAGGAGCAAAUCAAGGCUCUCACCGAGAAACAUGCUACGGGCGACCAGUUCAUCUCAAGCCAGGCCAUGUACAUUUCAGUGGUUCGCAGAGAAGGGCCCCAGCUGAGUCUCAUUGAUCUUCCUGGCAUCACGCACAACUCGAGUAAGAUGACCAAAAUUCAUGAGGUCACUGUCAAAUUGGUGGAGAACUACAUCAAACCGGAAGAGAUGGUGAUUCUUUGUGUGAUCCCUGCCUCGAACGACUUCGGCAACGCUGAGGUUGUAGAGUUGGCGAAAAAAUAUGAUCCAGAUGGCGAGCGCACCUUGGGUGUCGUCACUAAGUGCGAUGAUGUUGCCAAGACGGAAUCUUCCGAUAUUGUUGAGAAGGUCUUGAUGGAAAGAACAGAUGAUGUGAGGCUUGAGCUCGGCUUUCAUUGUGUCGUGAAUCGCUCGCAGAAGGACAUUGAUGAGGGCAUGAGUCGUGAAGAUCUUUUGGAAAAAGGGAGAAAAGUUUUUUCGGAGAGUGACCGCAUGAAGAGGUUGCCUAAAGAGAACUGGGGCACGUUGGCCUUGACGGAAAAAAUCGCCAAGCUUCAAGAACACCGUGUAGAUGCACACCUUCCGAAGAUUAAUGAAGCUGUACGAAAGACCACUACGGAAUUGCAGAGGCGUUUGUGCGAAUUGCCUCCUCCUCCCGCCGACGAGAAAAGCCAGUUCCGCGAGUUCCAGAGGAUUGUCUCCCGAAUCAGAAAGGAUUUGGAGGAAGGAAUCAAAGGAGAGAAUUUUGUCAGAAACUACACAAUCACCCGAGUUGUUGAUUCCAAGAUCAAGAAGUUCAAGAAGGAGUUGCAGUCCCGAAAUCCGAAGUGGUUGGAAGAAGCCAUGAUUGGUGAGGUGUCCCAUAUGCAAGAGAAUAAGAAAGGCUACACGGUGGACAACAUGACAGGCCCUCAUUCCCACAUUUUCAUCAACCUCAUCAAGAAGGCCUUCAUCGAAGAAGAAUUGUUGAAAGACUCUGUCCACAUGGUGGUCAGGGAUGUAGGGGAGCACCUUCGACAUGUUGUGUUUCAUGUCAUUCAAAAACAUGCAAGCAUGAAUGGCAUCCUUCCUCAACGGCUGGAUGCAACGGCACAGGACUGCAUUGACCAAGUCACAGCAGAAGCCCAAUCAACUUGUGACAGGUUGGCUGAGGCUCAGGAAGUAACCUCGACCGAAAACGAGGAAUUCAUGGCGAGGAUGACGAAGUUUCAAAACUCUUUGAAGUCUUUGUCGCAGGGGUCCACUGAAGAUGGAUACAAGAAUCUUGCGACAGCUCUUUUGGGAGCAAAGGGGCACGAACUUCCUGAAAAGUUCCACACCUUAGUCAAGGAAUCCAUGGACGAGAAGCAAAAAGAUGCUGUCGUCCAGAUUUGUGCUUCCUUGUAUGUCUACACCGAGUUCAUGAUUGAGUGCUUUGUUGAGACGUCGGCGAAACUUAUCAAGUCCAAUAUGGUGCACAAGCUGGCGGACAAGCUGGAGGGGGAUUGGAUGGACAAGCUGAGUGGAAGCACACUGCAUGAGCUCUUUGCAGAGGAUGAAGCCGUGGCUAAAAAACGGAAAUAUUUGGCAGAGAAGAUCAACGCCUUGUCCGACUUCAAGGCAGAGCUCAGGAGUCUGCAACCUGCAGGUCCACCAGUCCAGAAGCUGAGUGAGCGGAGGAUGCAGUCCGAAAAGCGUCAAACCACAGCCGAUGCGAAGACAGAUGAGGUGACAGCUGGGAAAACUCAACCCUCUCAGACCAGCUCCUCACCUGCACAAGGGACCCACGAGAAGUCUGUCCCUUUUGUGUGGAACUUUCUCGACAGCAUGAAGGGCCUGACAUUGAAAAAGGGCCAGGGUGUCAAAUCGAAGAAGUUCACGCUGUCCGGCGUGCCUUUGCAGCUGACCUUGUAUCCAGAGGGGACCCAGGACGCCAAAGAAGGGUACAUGUCCCUGUUCAUUUCUGCGCCUGAAAGGUGGCAGUUUAAGUACAAGGCAACCUACGGUGAUGUGGAGGAAGUGAUUACCCAUAUGAAAUUAAAGUCGGGGUGGACAGACUUUGCCAGAAGAGAUGAGAAGACCACCGUCAUUACCUUGCAGGUAAUCGAGGCAAUUCCGCCCAAGUCAAAAGCCUAGGGUGCCUAGGCUGUCAUAGUGCUGAAGUCUUCAAGGGAUUUCUGCCCUGCCUUAAAAAUUUGCAGUGCCUGGACCUGAGUCAGGCUCCCUUUUUGCAUGCAGAACAGACAUUAACUCAACUUAGAGAGCUUGGAAAGGCCAGAAGGGCCUGUAACCAUCCUCCAAUGAUCCCAAGUUCUCCCAAGCAAAUUGCAGACGCAGCGGCUUUGCAUGCUGGCUUUGUUGAGCCGGUGCCAAAA